Molecule: messenger RNA, 663 nt
Organism: Lodderomyces elongisporus
Lineage: Eukaryota; Fungi; Ascomycota; Pichiomycetes; Serinales; Debaryomycetaceae
Gene: YPT6
Product: Rab family GTPase
Exons: 1
Coding region: 1-663 (220 amino acids)
Biological process (GO): vesicle-mediated transport
Molecular function (GO): GTPase activity; GTP binding
Source: RefSeq, a predicted model, not a curated record
AUGAGCUCGGAUAGGACAAAUAUUCUCAAAAAGUACAAGAUUGUGUUUUUAGGUGAUCAGAGUGUUGGAAAGACAUCAUUAAUCACUAGAUUUAUGUAUGAUACUUUUGAUGAGACAUAUGCGACAACAAUUGGAAUAGACUUUCUAAGUAAAACAAUGUAUCUCGAAGAUGGUAAAACUAUAAGGUUACAAUUAUGGGAUACUGCUGGUCAAGAGAGAUUUAGGUCGUUGAUUCCUUCAUAUAUACGAGAUUCUCAUGUUGCUGUGAUAUGUUAUGAUAUUACCAAUAAAAAGUCAUUUACCAAUUUGAACAAGUGGAUCAAAGAUGUCAAGCUAGAACGUGGCGACGAUGUGAUUAUGGUGUUGGUUGGGAAUAAGCUGGAUUUAGCAAAUGACAAGCGACAAGUUAGUCUUGAAGAUGUCGAGCAGUUGCACAAUAAGACGGGGUCCAAGUUUUUUAUCGAGACCUCGACCAAGGCUAAUCAUAAUGUAAAGUUGUUGUUUAAAAAGAUUGCUCAAUCGUUACCUGAUUUUAAUAAUGAAGAUGAAGAUGGUGAGGGAGAAGGUGCAAAAGGUGAGGGAGACGGUACAAAUAACAAGUCAGAGACUAUAGAUAUUAGCAUUGAGAACAAUCCACAACAGGGAACUAGCACAUGCUGCUGA